AAUUGGCACCAGUCCACAUUGCCAAAGCAAUCAUCAGUGUAUCAGCGCGUAGGGCCAUUAACAAACUCGAGUGCAUCUUCACAUAUGGCCCCACCUGCGCAAUGCUUGGACACGGUCACCGGUGCAACCGGCCAGAAUGGCACCGUGCCAGUGAUAGGGCACACGCCGGAGAAGAAGAUGCAAUGCCCCAACCUGCUUGACGCCGACGAGUUCCGGCGCCAGGGUCACCAGGUAAUCGACUUCAUAGCCGAGUACUAUGGCGGCAUGGGUGACUACCCCGUGCACCCCAGCGUCACCCCCGGCUUCCUCCGCAACCUGCUUCCCUCGGAGGCGCCGUCCCGUCCGGAGCCGGACGCGUUCAGCUCCGCGCUCAAGGACGUCCGCGACAUCAUCCUCCCAGGCAUGACGCACUGGCAGAGCCCCCGCCACUUCGCGCACUUCCCGGCGUCGAGCAGCACCGUUGGCGCCCUCGGGGAGGCGCUCACCGCGGGCAUCAACGUGGUCCCCUUCACGUGGGCCGCUUCGCCGGCCGCCGCUGAGCUCGAGAUGGUGGUGGUGGAUUGGCUCGGCAAGGCACUGCACCUUCCGGAGAGCCUCCUCUUCGCCGGAGGCGGAGGGGGCACGAUUCUUGGCACCUCGUGCGAGGCCAUACUCUGCACUCUCGUCGCUGCAAGGGACCGGAAGCUCGCUGAGAUCGGCGAGAGCAGGAUCUGCGACCUCGUCGUCUACUGCUCGGACCAGACCCACUUCGCCUUCCGCAAGGCAGCACGCAUUGCCGGCAUCAAGCGUGACCACUGCCGCGCGAUACACACGUGCCACGGGGACAUGUUCGCGCUGUCGCCCACAGAACUGCAGGCCGCCAUGCAGGCCGACGUGGAUGCCGGGCUUGUGCCCCUGUUCUUGUGCGCCACGAUCGGGACGACCCAGACCAUUGCCGUCGACCCCAUCGGCGAGCUCUGCGCCGUGACUGCGCCGCACGGAGUGUGGGUCCACGUGGACGCGGCAUACGCCGGCUCCGCGCUGGUCUGCCCGGAGUUCACCUACGUGAUAGACGGCGUGGAGGCCGUGGACUCGUUCAGCAUGAACGCCCACAAGUGGCUCCUCACCAACAACGACUGCUGCGCCAUGUGGGUGAAGAAGCCGAGCGCACUGGUGGCGGCGCUCGGGACCGAGCAGGAGUACAUCCUCAAGGACGCCGCGUCGGAGGGCCACGACGUGGUGGACUACAAGGACUGGAACAUGACGCUGACACGCCGGUUCCGCGCGCUCAAGAUGUGGCUCGUGCUCCGCUGCUACGGCAUCCAGGGCCUGCGCGACCACAUCCGCUCCCACGUGCGCAUGGCUGAGGCGUUCGAGGAAAUGGUGAGAGCUGACGAGAGGUUUGAGGUUGUGACUGACAGGACGUUCGCGCUGGUGUGCUUCCGGCUUCGCCCGCAGGACAAGUUCGGCGGUGAGAAGACGGCCAACGACCUCAACCGAGGCCUCCUGGAGGAGGUGAACGCGGUCACGUCCGGCCCCUACAUGAGCGCCGCAAACGUAGGCGGUAUGUUCAUGCUAAGGUGUGCCGUGGGGAGCACGCUCACGGAGGAGCACCAUGUCGACGAUGCAUGGAAGGUUGUGCAGGAUCGGGCCUCGGUGAUCCUUCGUAAGAUGGAGAUCAUCUACACCUCUAAGUAACCUACGAACUUGCAGAAGAUGAACUUUGGUUCAAGGCUCACCUCAAUAAUUAGGCGGGCCACCGAAUCAUGCAUGAGGAUUGUACUUCGCGAAUAGAGCUGCCCAUGUAUCUCGUGUAAUGUACUACUACUUGCUUUUGUUACGUCUGUAUUUGAAACUAUUGUCUACAUUUUUUACCCUUUUCACUAAAGGUUGCAUAAUAAUUGAGAUGUAAGGUGAUAUACACCUAUUUCGACGGUUAUAUACAUAAAGUGAUCAUAUAUUGU
Messenger RNA from Aegilops tauschii subsp. strangulata, 1943 nucleotides. Its product is annotated as tyrosine decarboxylase. The record is from RefSeq and is a predicted model, not a curated record. Gene Ontology annotation, biological process: carboxylic acid metabolic process; amino acid metabolic process. Lineage: Eukaryota; Viridiplantae; Streptophyta; Magnoliopsida; Poales; Poaceae. Gene Ontology annotation, molecular function: pyridoxal phosphate binding; carboxy-lyase activity. Gene Ontology annotation, cellular component: cytoplasm.